Heterobasidion irregulare TC 32-1 is the source of this 486-nucleotide messenger RNA. RefSeq lists its product as uncharacterized. Gene Ontology annotation, molecular function: heme binding. NCBI's taxonomy places the organism in Eukaryota, Fungi, Basidiomycota, Agaricomycetes, Russulales, Bondarzewiaceae. The transcript is spliced from 3 exons. The record is from RefSeq and is a predicted model, not a curated record. The coding region runs from base 1 to 486 and encodes 161 amino acids.
AUGCCCCCACCCCCUCCUCGACUGGCGGUUCCGGGUGGUGCGAGCGGUGGCCUCGGCGUGCCAGUGCCCGCGGCAGGCUCCUCGCUGAUGCCACCGCCCACGACGACCAGGAUCCCGACGCUCCCCGCGAAGAAGCGCGAGAAGGUCGCGCUCACGCCGGGCCAUAGCCCGCUCGACUGGGCGAUGCUCAAGCAGUCGGGUGCGGAUCUGCGGGGCGGCGCAGAGCAGAUCAUGCGCAUACCGCCGUCGGUGCUGAAGCAGCACAGAAAGCGGGACGACGCGUGGUCCGCUUUCAACGGCAAGGUGUACAAUAUUACGCCGUACCUCGCAUUCCACCCUGGCGGCGAGCAGGAGCUCAUGCGCGUCGCGGGGCGGGACGGCACGAAGCUCUUCGCGUCGACGCACGCGUGGGUCAACGCCGACUUCAUGCUCGAUGCGUGUCUUGUCGGGUUUUUGGUCAAGGAGCCAACCAAUCCCGACUCUUAG